ACACCAUUAAACCUUCGCGAGCCUCGUGGUCUUCUUACAUAGGCUGUAAAUAUUCCUAGCGAUAUGAAUGGCUGAUUACCCUCGAAUGCCCGGACCAUGUUUUCGCCACUAACUAUCUCAUUCCCUCAAUGCGUCUGGUCUCAAGGCCUGUUCUGUAGAUCGGCAAUCAGUCGAUCAACUGCCCCGAAGAAGGACGUGGCUGUGUUAUUCAGGCCGACGAGGGAUUACCGUUAGAAGAGUUGUUGACGGAAAGAGACUUUAAAGACAAUUGCAGCCGUAGGUGGACUGAUAGAUCUAUGUGAUACAUGUUUGUCCAUCUUGACCAGGGGCUGGACUGUCCGAAAUAGAAGGACGGGAAUGUUCUCUUGGAUCAGUCGAGGCUUUUGAAGAUAUGAGACGGGAGUUGUGACGGGAGGACUCUCGCCUUCACAAAUGGUGCGACGACAAAGGAGUAUUGUACAUACAUUGGCAUUUACACAGACUUUGGGGUUCAGCAUCGAGAAGCCUUGCCGUGAAUGUACCCUAGUCGUGUAGCCUCGUAUAAUUUGCUUCUUUGUUCGUGACUGCACGCGCCACUGGAAAUUAAGCUGAUCUUAAUGAUUUACACAGCGUCCAAUAUUUUCUCUAUUCAAUAUUUGAUUAUUUUCACCUGGAACUGGUAACAACUGUUGGUCGACCAGACUCAUGGGUCAAUAAAGUCCUUGGUGGUGGAAAUCGAUGAGACAGCAUUCAAAGUGUACGUACACAGUGUCCUACUCCGCAAGGUGUUCCAAACAAACCCCCAGGCACUGGCCACACCUUAUCUACAGCACAGCGACGCCAGGUGUUAAGGACGAAAUAGGCUACAUCAGCCACAUGCAGUAUCUCUUUGAUGUGUGCUGGUACACAAUGAUAGGCAGAACAUAGAUCUUCAUCAGUGCAUGCUAUUGUGAACUCCUCGACAGUGUGACGGGUAACGGAUUACUGGAGCAGUGUUCAUGGAUACGGGAUGAACCAUGAAGACAGUGUCGGGAGCUGACUGGGUAUUCGUUACAUUCAUCCUUACAUGGGUUUUGACAGACACAGUGGUUGCCCUCCAGUGCUGGCACUGCAUCGCGGACAACUGCGACAUCAACCCGUCGGAGAACUACAAAGCCACCAAGAAGGUGUGUCAACCCAACCAGUGCUGCCAGAAGGUGAUUUUCGCGAUGUACAGCCCGACAGACAACGUCAAGUACACGUCGACAGUUCGAAGCUGUGCCGGUGAAUGUUAUUCUCACGACGACUUCGAGAACUGCACAGACGAUCAGUACAACACCCGAGGUUGCGUCACCAAGACGUGUUGUGAUAACCAGGACUUCUGUAAUACGGCGAAUACGUACCGUACGUACAGUACGUGGGUAACAGCUUGCGUACUCACCUCCGUGGCCUUCUCUAUUCAUGCAGUGAUGCCAUUGCGAUGACUGACGUGAACAUAUGGAAACUUGUGUCAGUUUAGGUGUGAAGUCAUCAAGGAAUGACGUCACCAAGCGUCGUGGCUAAAGUGUACUGUGUUACAAAAAAAUGAAAAGGGAGGAAACUUUGAGGUCAUCUUUAAGUGUGUUGAUUUCAAGUGUCUUAAAUACAUCUAAAAAGAGCACUUAACGAAAUUGUGUUUGGAAGAUGGUCAGGUGUUUUAUACUCGGGACUCGUUGGAGGAAUAUUCCGAAAAAUGACUUUAAUUUUAAUUGCAUGGUUGAUCGCUCCCAUACCUCGUUAUUUUAGACGUUAAGUAAGUCUCAAAUUGUUUGAUGAAAGCUUCAAGGAUAAUAAAUUAUAAUAAAGAAGACUAAAAUUGGAAUUUUUAGGAGGAUACUUUGCUGCAAUAGAAAAUCAGCGUUGCAAUAAAGUACCGUAUUUCCUCUAAUAAGCAACAGGCGUUAUAUUUCGUUAACAAGAACCGUCAGUUAGUACAGGUCCGGCGCUUAUUAGUUUAGGAUUACGGUGUUAUAUGAACUAUCGGUGAUGACUGGGAAGUGCUAAGUAGAGACCAUUAAAUGUUAUUUGUAUCGGUACCAUGACCAGUCACUGCAAUCAAUUGAUACGCUCCCGACGCUGUAAGAGGUUGGAUUUGUUGGUUUGUUUGUUUGUUGUUUAAUGCCGCACUCAGUAAUAUUCUAGCCAUAUGACGGCGGCCUGUACAUAAUAGAGCCUGGACCAGACAAUACCGUGAUUAAUAUUGUGUGCAACGAUCUACGAUGACAUGCAAUCAACCAAGUCACCGGACCUGACCAGCUGAUCCAUGUCAUCGACUCUUACGACCAGCAUAGGUUGCUAGGGGUACCAUUGCUAAUCCAGAAUCCCCAUGAGGCUUAAUAGACCGGGUUUUGGUUUGCAUCAGAAUCGGCUCUUGUUAGGGGCUGGCGCUUGAAAAAAAAUCCCGGCUUUUAUUUGAGACACCCGUACACAUUGUCAGCAUGUCAAAACAAGACGCCAGUCAAGAGACCAUUAUGGACAAUUCUGCCUCAUCUUCAAACAC
Molecule: messenger RNA, 2497 nt
Organism: Haliotis rufescens (red abalone)
Lineage: Eukaryota; Metazoa; Mollusca; Gastropoda; Lepetellida; Haliotidae
Exons: 3
Coding region: 996-1442 (148 amino acids)
Source: RefSeq, a predicted model, not a curated record